UUAUUAUUGCCAAAUGGCAAUGCUAGGCAUGAUAACAUUAUUAUUUUUUGGAUAAUAGAUAUAGAACACACAAAUUAUGCGUUUCCAUGUUAGAUCAAUGUGAUGGUGUUCAUACACCGUUACCUACAGUAAAAAUUAUUAUUUCACAACUGUUAAUAAAUCAAUCAUGAACGUUUAGACUACAGUUUAGAUUUGUAUUGUCGUACACAAUAUUGUGAUUUAGUAAAUUUUACUUGAUGCAAAAUGAACCACACUACAAAGGGUGGGAAAAAUAAUAACGAUUACACAAAGUAUGUUUUCAAUAAUUCUUCAAAUGGUAACAAGACGUGUGUUUUUCAUCCGUCAGCGUUGGAUCAACCAUUGGAUGAUGUCCCUUGGAAAUUGGUCAACAUGUCAUUUAAAUUAUUAAAUGUUGACUCAAAAUUGGUGUUAACUUUACUCGCAAACCAUGGAUUUCGUGAGGUCAAUUCCGAUUCAAAUGACUUUAAUCUAUUAUGGUCAAAUAACCAUGUUAAUACAAAUGUCAUCAGUUCAUUGAGAUCUUAUCAACGUAUCAAUCACUUCCCUCGAUCAUGUGAAUUGACUCGUAAAGAUAAAUUGUACAAAAAUAUUGAAACUAUGAGCCAUCGCAAUGGAAUUAAAAAGUUCUCUUUUGUUCCUGAAACAUACAUUAUGCCUAAAGAUUACAAUAGAUUUAUUUCGAACCAGUAUCGACAUCGAGGUUUAUGGAUUGUAAAGCCUUUCGAUUUAUCUCGCGGAAGAGGAAUAACAAUUAUUGAUUAUUCAUUUAAGGACACUCAAUCGGCGCUGAAGGAAAAUGUCGUUGUUGCCAAGUAUAUUGACAAUCCACUGUUGGUGAAUGGAUAUAAGUGGGAUUUACGUCUGUACGUAUUAGUUACAUCAUUCAAUCCACUUGUUGUAUACUUGUACGAAGAAGGGUUAGUUAGAUUUGCAACUGUUAAAUAUGUAUGUGAUAGAAGUCGAAUCAAUAAUCGACGAAUGCAUCUCUGCAACUAUAGUGUCAACAAAAGCAGUCCAAGCUAUAUUAGGAAUUCGGAUCCCGAACGAGAAAAUGUAGGCCAUAAGUGGUCAAUGAGUGCUCUUUUGAACCAUCUUAGAGAAGAAUAUCUUAUAAAUACUGAAACUUUGAUGGCUGAAAUCGAAGACAUUGUAGUUAAAACAAUAAUGAGCGCUACUGCACAGAUGUUACCAGCAAUCAAUUGCUUUGUACCUCACAGUCAAAAUUGUUUUGAACUAUACGGGUUUGAUAUUUUGGUGGACGACAAGUUAAAACCAUGGCUGCUUGAAGUUAACUUAUCUCCUUCAUUAGGGAUAGAUUCGGCACUUGAUUCUCGUAUCAAGAGUUCAAUGCUAUGUGAUUUAUUUACUUUAAUUGGUAUCCCAAUCGUUGACCCUACUGUCUUCAAUUUUCACAAAAAUGUUCGAAGACCAAAAUCUGAUAUUCCAAGGAAAACAAAUGCUAAUAUAAAUAUUAAUAAUCUCAGUAGUGAUGAAAAACGGUUAUUGAAAAACACAAUGGAUCAAAAUCAAAGGAGUAGAGGGUUCAUACGGAUUUUCCCUACAAACCUAUCAUGGAAAAAAUAUUCUUCUUACUUAGAUAAUAUUAAUGGCAUUCCUAGGGGAUCUACUAUACCGCCAUUUUAUAUAAAACUAAUAAGGAAUUAUAAUUAUUUUUUAAAUGAUCAUUUAUUCAACGAAAAUUCCUCGUUUUAUAUGGAUAUUAACAGACAAGAUCGCUAUGAAAGAUCUUUAAAAGAUUUCAAACAUAACUUUAAUGACAAUAAAGAUGCAGACCAAACAACUGAUAUGUCGAAGUUAAAAAAAGCAAUUUUAAAAUAUUUAAACGAUGGAUAUGUAUUCAGUAAUCUACAGGCUCGGCAAACCUUUGCUCUAUACUUGACUUACAUCUCUGCUUUAUUAAAAAAAUGUGCUUUGGAGAAAAAUUAUGACAAUCCAUCAAGUAAUCUUGUUUUGAUGUUUUUAAUAAAAGCUUCAAAAAAUCUCAGUGUUCCUUUAAAAAUUGAGGUUUCUAAAUCUUCAUUGUCAAAUAAAAAAGCAAUGGAAAUACUUCAACUAUUGGAAAGCUUUUUAUUGAAAUACAACUAUGAUACUGUAAUGUAUACAACUCAGGAAACUACAAAAAAUUGCCUGCCACAUAAAUUAUUUAAUUUAUUUCUCAUGCAUGCAGGGAAAGAAGAUAUCGAAGAAAUUAUUAAUGAUUCGAAACAUAAUUGUUUGUCGUCUGCAAUACACCCGGUUAAUGACAUUAAAAAUACUAAAGCAUUAGAAUCAAAAGUUUGGAAAUAAUAAGUACAUUUUUCUUAUUUUUUCCCAAGGACGUAUUUGAGAGGGGACGAAGGGGGCAUUCGCCCGCUCAUCAAUCGUAUUUUUUUUCUAAAAAUACAUUAAUUAAUAAUUUAUUUAAAAAAUUUUCCGUUUGAUUUGUUUGUAUACAAGAAAAAUGUAUUUCGCCCCCUCCCCCUCCAUGGUCUCAACUCAAAUAUGUCCUUGCAUUUAUCCUUAAAUUUGCUUUAAAUGAUUAGUAAUAAUUUUUUUAGAUAUAAUAAUUUUAACAUAUUUUGAUAAAACUGGCAUUAUAAUCAUUAAAUUAUUUUUUUUGUCGUUAGCAUUGAUAAUAAAUUAUAAAUAGGUAGUGAAUUAGAGCCAUACCACUAGGUAUGCGUAAUGUGUUAUAGGCGUUAGAGCAGUCCCAGGUGGUACGCAUUAAGAACACGCUACACGCGCAUUUGUUGUCUCUUCGUUGUAAAAGUAUCUAACUCAGUUCUCCUUAGCUUCGUUAACUUUGUUAUUAGAGUGAAUUGACCUAUUAUAAGACUUAAUGGUAAUAACUGUAUCUGUGUUCGUAUGUAGGUUUUUUUUACGAUAUUUCGAUUCUUUAAAGAGUUUUGCGUAUUUAAAAAUGCUUAAAACUAACAAACAAAAUUAUCGUAAAAAGCCAAUGAAUGACUAGAUACACAUAAAGUUCUUACCAUUAUAUAUAGGUCGAAUAGGUCGAUUUAUUCUAAUAUUAAAGCUUAUCAAAACUAAACACGACUGCUGGCCGUAAACUUACAGUGUUCCGUACUUGUUAGACGAAGAAGCGAAGCGUAUUUUUCAAAUUUCAAUAGUUUAAAUCAAGUGGUUACACACGGCACUACGGAGCGAAUUCUCGCAUGGGCAUUUUAAAAUCGCAAACGAGCUAUGAUUGUAUGUACAUUAGCGUUAGUCAUGCCACGCCGUUUUCUCAUGCGAAAUAAUAAAUAAAUGUGCCUAUACGAGAGCAUUGAAAACAUGUCGUGUGAAUAUGUAGUAUAUUUUGUACAUUGGAAAUACAUAGUUUAAUUUUAGCGUUCGAACGUGACCCCUAACACGCCUGUUUAUUCCUUGUUUGGAUAUCGACAUCUAUUCUAAAUAUUCCAAGUAUACGCGUACUAUUUUGAGCGAUUAUUGUUCACGAUUUAGAACGUGUGUACUGUUUACCCAAACGCACUUUAAUCUAAAAAUAAAUAUAAUAAUUGUAUUUAAUGCUAUUUUCGUAUUUUAUUAAUAAGACUGGUAAAAUUAAAAUGAGCCAAUUUCAAAAUAAUAUUAUAAUGAAAAUAAUAAUUACUCUGAGCAGUCUGUUGUUGCCUAACGCAAACCAAAAAACCAUACAAAUAAUUUUACAUUUUUUCUUCCAUUCAGCUUAUUAUAGUUUGGCUAUUAGACGUGCUUAUUUAUUUUAUUGUUCUAAUUUUAAUUUUUGUGACAACAAUAGUGUUGAGUACACAAAAUUGUCCUUUUUUGUCAAUUUUAAAUAUUACAGGCUAAUAUGACUAAACUGUUGUUUAACUAUUGUCUACCACUAUUGUUUACUUCAGUAUAACAUGUAAUAUUUUUAAAAUGGUGAAACUAAAAUUUAAAAUUUAGUUUUAGAUUUUCAUAUCUAGUCUGCUAGUCACCAUAACUAUAUUAUCAUACUGUCUAUAUAUUUACACAGGUUUAUUUAUUAAUUUAGACAAACAGUGUAGUGUGUAGUCUCUACUGUCUAGUCUAUAUUAUGUAUAUAUAAAAUCUUCAUUUUGCAGGCAUAUUAAAAUAACCUUUCUUUUCUAAAAAUGUUUAAUGAAUACAGUUGGUAAUAUAUUAUGAGUAAAACUAAAACUAAAUUUUCAUUAUGUAGGUUCAUAAUAUAAUAUACUUAGUAAAACUUUAUUACUAUUAUAAUAAUUUGACAAUUAUGAGAUGCCAACAUUUUCAAUGUUCCUAAAAUACAAAUAUUCAAUUCUAUUUGUAUUUGCUACAUUACACCAAGUCACCAAACAAAUUUGCCAAAGAAUUUAAUCUAAUAAAUAAUUUUUGAUAAUUAUAAUAUUUUACU
Messenger RNA from Rhopalosiphum maidis (corn leaf aphid), 4381 nucleotides. It is a transcript of the gene TTLL5, whose product is annotated as tubulin polyglutamylase TTLL5. Gene Ontology annotation, molecular function: tubulin-glutamic acid ligase activity; tubulin binding. Gene Ontology annotation, cellular component: cilium. Gene Ontology annotation, biological process: protein polyglutamylation; microtubule cytoskeleton organization. The record is from RefSeq and is a predicted model, not a curated record. The transcript has 12 exons. The coding region runs from base 244 to 2328 and encodes 694 amino acids. Lineage: Eukaryota; Metazoa; Arthropoda; Insecta; Hemiptera; Aphididae.